This is a messenger RNA of Trichoplusia ni (cabbage looper), 1151 nucleotides long. Its product is annotated as bolA-like protein 3. NCBI's taxonomy places the organism in Eukaryota, Metazoa, Arthropoda, Insecta, Lepidoptera, Noctuidae. Bases 200 to 556 code for a protein of 118 amino acids. The record is from RefSeq and is a predicted model, not a curated record. The transcript has 3 exons.
AUUGGAACGUAACGUAAGUCAUUUAUUUGAAAAUAAAUAGGUGUUUGACGUACAACUACGAAAUCUUCGUUGUAGAUUUUAUGAUAUCAUUAAUGUUCUUUGUUAAAUAAUAUAAAUAAGGUCUUAAUGGUUAUUUGUAAGAAAAACGAUACUUGGAACCAUUCUCUCGUAAAGAAUUAUAGGUUAUAAUUUUGUAAAUAUGUUUCGUAACUUGGUGAAGAUCUUCGAACCUAUCAAAAAUCACAUUUCUCGCACUGCAGUGGGCAGCACGGUUGGCGGAGCGCAGAAUGGUUCUGCUUUCGAGCGCAACAGUGUAACCAAAGAGCAGCAACUGUCGGAAGCUCUUAAGCGCUCGCUGCCCGGCAUCACGUUUAUAAGCGUCGAGGAUAUUUCUGGAGGAUGUGGUGCAAUGUUUGAGGUGAGUGUAGAAGCUAAAGAAUUUAUUGGAUUAUCCCGUGUUAAACAGCAUCGCCUUGUUACUGAGUCCCUAAAGAGUGAAAUAGCCGAGAUGCAUGGUAUACGAAUACAUACCACACCAACACCAGCUGACAAAUAACAAGUUCUAUUUAAUGAUUAAACAAAGGAUGUAAUUGAAAACUAGUUAGAGAAUAUUAAGUAGUUUUGUUAUGAUGUAUGUUGUUAUUAUUUCAUGUUAUUUGUUAAAAACAAAGUAUUGUUUAGUGACAUAAUGAUUGUUAUUAUUCAAUGUGUCUUGUUUCUUUAGAGUGAAUGUUAAGUACCAGAAAAUACAAGACACUUGAAACUGACUUUGUUUGCUUCAAUUUUCACAAGUAAAACUCAUUACUGGACAUGAUUUUGAACCAAAUUAUUUCUGCAGUUGUACCUACCUUAUAACUAUAAGCCUAUACCUUUUAGCUAUGCAUCAAGUGUAUGGUACAAAUUUACUGUAGCAUUGACAAGAAAUUCCUAGAGCUAUAUAGGAUAUAGUAAACCAGAAUGAAAAACUAUACUGUGUUUUAAGUCAGUUUAAAAUAAUUGAACAAUAUUUUUUCUGGUCUUGUUGUAAAGAUGUUAGUUGUACCAUCAACCAUGUGUUACCAGUAGUACUACUGCUCAAUCAAUCAUAAUAUUAUGUUGGUAGUUCUGUUAUGUAGCUCAAUUCUAUUGUUGAGUAAAUGAUACUUUCUUCA